AUUUAAUUUAGACUUUAGACUUUGAGUUGGAAAAGUUUGAAAAACAUUCGGAUUCAUUUCUUAAGUCAACGAUAUAUUUUUUUCCGUGCAAAGCCAAACUUCUCCCACCCAAAGCCAAAAAGCUUGGCCACGCAGUCAGCACGCAUGUGCGGGCAUGGCCCCUCAAGUGAAUGGCUAUUGAUUUUUCCGCCGCAUUCCUUGGUGAACGCACAAAGCGCUUUGCUCAACACUCCUUGUAGAUACCCAUCGCCAAAGGACAAAGGCACAAAGCUCGGGAGCAGUACUAUCGGAAUUUUUGAAGGAUAUUUCCGGAGUUUUCAAACCAAAAACAGUGGAAAAUGCAUGCAAGAUUUGCGGAUCCCGAGCCCGCGUCGCCGGACAGUGAGGACAGAAUCGAAACGGAGUCGCUGGAGGCCAGAAUCGAGGCGUUCAAGCAGAGUCCCCAGAACAUGGCCGCUCUGCGGGAAGCGCUCGACGAUGUGGUGUUGCGGGCUGAGACGGAGGCCAACAGGCGGGCAGUUGAGAGCCAGAAAUCGCAACAGGGCAAGGAAAAGCGACCGAGUUUCGCCAUACCAGAUUUUAAGAACGGCAAGGUGGUGAACCGAGCCCGAGGAUUCGUGGUGCGGAUCUUCGAUGCCAUAUGCAAUUGUGCCAACAACAAUGCGGCGGCGGCCACGACGCGCUUCAAGUUGAGGAGCAACAGUGGCGGAGGAGGUGGCGGCGGUGGUGGAGGUGGAGCCGGUGGAGGUGGCAGUGGAAAUGGCAAGCGCCAGCAGUCCCAGGAUGAGCCGGAAACCCUGGUCCUGACCAAGAAGAAGCCAGCCAGCGAGGGCAAAAAAAAGAAAGGCGUCAGCAUGGCCGAUGACGUUCAAGCCGGCGUUCGACUGAUGGACUAAGCAAGCAAUAACGUACGAUGGUUGGUCCUGCAAUGGCAAAACAUAAUCAAAACUAUUACCAGACCCUCCCUGAAAACAGUCCGCACAUCAGCAAUCAUUUCCCUGUCAUCCUAACAUUUUCUUUGCUCAAAAACGUCUAAAGCACAAAUCGAAAUUCCAAGUCUUCCCCUGAAGACCAACAAAUUAUCUUAUAAGAUAAGAAGUAGACAAGGGAUUAAAAAAGAAAAAAAAAAUAAUUUAGGGUUGAACUCGACUACUAAACAUUUAAUCCCUUGUCUGCAAAAAAAACUUUGUCAUCCCUAUUAAAUUUAUAAACGUUUGGCGGAGUCUUUAAAAAUUAAAGGUUUUUUAAAUAGGUUUUUAGACUGAAAACUUUUUUUUCUUAUUUGAAGUUCAAAGGUCAAACUUUAAAGUUAUAUUAGAUUUGGAUUUUAUAAUAUUUUUUUUCAGAAAGUUUUUAAAUCAAAAAAAAUUUGUGAUUCAAAGAAAAUUUGGUAAAAACCUAUUGUUAGGUUUUUUGGAAAAUUAAAACCCAAAAAGGUUUUAUAAACUAAUAUUUUUCAAGAUUCUUACUCCGCCAAACGAAAACUAGGCUGCUAGUAAAGCUUUAGCUCUCUACAAUAUGAUUUUACAAACCUAAAUGUGAUCCCAGAUGGAAAUGUAAACAAAAAACUCGAAGCACAAAAAACUUUUAGGUUAGUUAGGGAAGGAGGAUGAAAGAAAUAUCUUAUAGUCUAUAUGUACACCCUCAUACUUUCAACCAACUUUCGAGGCUAUCCCACGCACAACACAAUCAACGGCAUUACACAAUCCCAAUCCCAAAGGGGAAUUAAUGCCGAGCUAAACAACUGGCCUGUCAAUCUCCACCUAAUUAUAACUGUACGAUAUAUCAAAUUAUAUAUACCUAUAUGUGUGUACAACUAGGAGUGUACCACCAACCUAUUUAGAUGUGUGUGUAGAAGUUACAGAAUAUUUCGAAAACCAGCUAACAAACGGUUCAAUAUACAAGCAUCAAUGUGUACUGAUUUUAUAUACAACAAUGUACUAACUACUAUAUGGAUGUGGACACUAUUGGACUCUUAGUUAUAUACUAUACACAAAAACACUUUCUAAACGCCGCACAGGUUUCCUCCAACAUCCAACAUUAAUGCCAUUAAAACAACACCCCACACACGCUCUAAUCGGAUAUAUUUUUGUGAGGCCCUUUUUGAGAGAUCUAUUAAGACACUAAUCUAUACCGAAUCCGAAAUUUAGAAAAUCGAAUACGAUAAAAUAACUAAAGAGAGAACUUUGUACACACAUUUGCAAGGCAACCAAUUUGUAUAAGAUUUUGCAUUUAUUUUGUAACCUCCAAAAAUGCAAUUAUCUCCCUAAGUUCAAAUGUGUUGCUAAGCCAAUUGAGUAUUUAUAUAUUACGAAAUGUAUAAGUGUGCAUAAUGCGAAUAUAAAACUGUUGUAUUUAGUUAACAAUAUCAGCAAUAAAGUGUAACAAUGUUUAAAAUCAAAAA
Molecule: messenger RNA, 2404 nt
Organism: Drosophila gunungcola (fruit fly)
Lineage: Eukaryota; Metazoa; Arthropoda; Insecta; Diptera; Drosophilidae
Product: twist-related protein 1
Exons: 3
Coding region: 339-896 (185 amino acids)
Source: RefSeq, a predicted model, not a curated record